This is a messenger RNA of Leguminivora glycinivorella, 3019 nucleotides long. RefSeq names its product protein yippee-like 5 (gene Yippee). The transcript is spliced from 3 exons. NCBI's taxonomy places the organism in Eukaryota, Metazoa, Arthropoda, Insecta, Lepidoptera, Tortricidae. Bases 97 to 459 code for a protein of 120 amino acids. The record is from RefSeq and is a predicted model, not a curated record.
CCUACAGUUUGACAUUCCAUCGAUUACGUAGCAGGCAGCCAUACUUGUUUUGAUAGGUCUGUUUUGAAAACAAAGAAAAAAAGUAUACACUUGAAGAUGGGCAAGAUAUUCCUGGACCAUAUUGGAGGCACUCGCCUGUUUUCAUGUGCAGCGUGUGAUGUAAACCUGACAAAUCGUUCAGAACUAAUCAGUACGAGAUUCACUGGAGCCACAGGUCGUGCUUUCCUCUUCCAUAAAGUGGUGAACCUGGUAUACUCAGGAGUGCAGGACCGAGUGAUGCUGACUGGUCGUCACAUGGUGCGGGAUGUCUCCUGCAAGAAUUGUUCCACCAAGCUUGGCUGGGUUUACGAGUUUGCUACUGAGGAGAACCAAAGAUACAAGGAAGGUCGCGUUAUCCUGGAACGAGCGCUGGUCACGGAAAGCGACGGCAUAGAGGAAAUACAAGUUAACGACGAUUAGAUUUAUAAUUUUAUAUAUUUUAUACUACAUUCCCUUGUAUGUACUUGUUGGACAAGCAAGCAACACAAAACCAUCACAGGUUUUUUUUGUUAAGUAUGGCUUCUCCCUCUUUUGGUAGCAGGGAUAUAGUCAAUGUUUAAUCCUAGCAAGUCAGAAGCUGUAAGUUUUUUAAAGCAAAUAUGUGCAAAAUCCUUGAUUUAGAAUUGCUUGUCGAACAUGUGUAUGCUUGGAGAAGUCUCAUUAAGUUUUAUAUCUAAAGUAACGCCAACGUAACAAGAUAAAACCCUUAAUUUUUGUCUUAAUUUUUGUAACAAACACAUCACAAAAUACGGAGGGAUAAUUCUUAACGGUUUGUUAGAUUAGACAAACUAUGAAUCACACCAAAAGAAUGUAAACAAACAUUCGGUGUAGCAACCACUGCCUUUGUCAACCAACAGAUAACAUUAGGUAUGGCUACCUCAAUGUCCAGAUUGUCCCAUAGAAGAAGGAAAGUGAUACUAAUUGCAGGCUGUACCAAUAAAUUCAGUAUAGAACAGCUUGUUUGCCUAUAUUGUUAUCUCGUUUCGUUGGCUUUACUUUACACAUAAGUAUUUAUUUUAAAUCCUAUGUCUUCGAAACUCGCCGGCUACGGCGGUUCAGUUCUAGAUUUGUCUGUGGAUUAAAAAAAUGUACUUAUUAGUGAGUAACACUAAUAUUUUUACCGAUGACACUGGUUAUACCAUAGUACAGUCAACCAAUCGGAAUCCUUGGCGACUGUAGAACCGUUUCACAGUAAAAGUCAAACUGACUUCUAUAGCAAAUAAAGCACGGUGUCAAUGCGACAGGGUUUGACACAGAGUGGCCUAGGAUUCUAAUUGGUUGACUGUACCUUCAAUCUUCAUAUUGAUCUUAUUUAAUUCAUUUCAAUCAUCUUGAAUCAAUCAAUAUGAGUGAGUUCUCUGUGGCACUCGACUUCACCAGUUUUCAUUUCACAUAAGUUACAUUACGAUUAGGUACUUCCGUUUUAUCCAACUGACAAUGGUUUAUUUUGUGAUAAUGAUAAUAUAGAUAUUAUAGUUAAUUUGGCGAUGUUAAAUUUAUGAUAGCCUGAGCCUAUAUUUUACUUCAGAGCCUAUUUGAAAAAAAAAGUAGGCAAUGUAGAUAAGACUUGGACUAAGAAAGCUUACUAUUUACAUUCCUGCGUACUGCAUUGCAGUUAGUCUCGCAGGCCAUAGCUCGUACACUGCUUUUAAGCAUAAAACUAUCGCGACUAGCCUGGAAAAAAAAAAGAGUAGAAAAUAAUAGGGGCGCCACCAUCUAUGUAAAUCGCUUCGCAUGUGGCAACUAUUUUGACACUUCUGUAUUAGAAAAGUGUUGCUAUAAUAAAAAAAAUAGUUCAAAUUCUACUCUUUUUUGCCAAGCUCUACUUGUAGCCGCAGGACGCCAAUGACAACCUUGUGCAAUGGACUGCAAGCGGUGGGCUUGCUUCCAAGGGAUCCUUCGGGGUUUCCGCCGUGCAGUGCUUAAUAACCUACACAAUCCUGCAUAGGUGGAUAGCAAACUGGAAUGCAGUGCAGUGCAGGAAUAUGAAUGGGAGGCUUAUGAAAGGUCAACUGGGGUAAAUGGUCUAUGGGAUAAUUAUGGAGAUCCGUUAUUUCUCAACUAGAUCGGAGCGCGCUGAAUUUUACGUUUUACUCUCCCAGUAAAUCUAGCAUUCAUCACUUUACGACACGAUACGGGAAUUUUCUUAAAAAUAACAAGUAUUUACCUUCUCCUAUAAUAAUCCCAUGGUGACAUUUACCCCUUUCGACCUUUAUUAUAAAUGUUGUGGUUUUUUUAUUAAGUUAGAAAUUAAGAGUUAUGUAAGAAUAUCUACAGAUCGAAAUAUGUAUCUACACAUUUUGUAAUUAUUCUGUAAUAUUAAUUAAGAGGCAUGUAAUUAAGGCAAAUAAUAGGUGUCUGGCAUUUCUACCGCCUGUCAAAAUAGAGUAGAAAUUAAUAGGGGCGCCACCGUCUAUGUAAACCGUUUUGCAUGUGGCAAUUAUUGCGUCACUUUUGUAUGAGAAGUUGAGAACAGUGUUGCAAUGAUAAAAAAAAUACUUAAAUUUCUACUCUAUUUUGCCAGGCAAUGCCGUUUAACCCCAUAAAACUACCUACAUACUUUCUGAUGAAGCAUUUUAUGGUGUAGGUACUAUCGUUAACACGUUGCCUGCCUACAACCUUCUAGGUGGGUUAGGGUGAAGUCACAUCUAUUAGCAUCGAGCCGCAUUUAGUGUAUGAAAAAUCGCUCGUUAGUAUGAUGAACAUGCGUACGCAUGCUUUCAGCUUCCCGAUGCGUAAGCGUUUUUAUACUAACGAGCGAUUUCUCACACAAAAUGCGGCUCGAUGCUGAUAGAUGUGACCAGUUGACCACCCUUAUCGACUACGUUCGUAGCGCGUAGUUCCGCGCUGGCAGUGAAUCUGUUAACUUUAGUAUCUACUUCUAGACAACUUUUCAAACUAGUUCAUGUUUUUUUUUUGCUAUACGUUUCUCGUUAUUAUGUUACUAAAUAGAGAAUUAUAGAAACGGUUUCAAACAGGA